AUCGGGGCUGCUGCUCGGCUGACACGUAACUAGAAUUAAAGGUACUUCGGGGGGCCUCGUCCUGGACUUUGGAAUUUUUAAAGAACAUUUUUUUAAAAACAAGUUUCAUCUGAUUUGCACUGGAAACACUCAGGUCUGUAAGAGGAGGGAAGGAGGCGAAUGAGAACCGUCAGUAUUGUUUUUCAAAACAAGACCUGAAGUCAAACAACUUAAAAAAAAAAGGUACAAGCGGCUACUUUGAAGUCGCAGCGGAGACUGACUGAGGCUACGAUAAAAAUAAUAAUAAUAAUAAUUUAAAAAUAUGCACACGAAAGAGGACAUUCGCCCGUAGCUUUAGCUUUGGAAAUGCUCAGAGAGUGAGGGGAGGAGUGUAAAGAAAAAAAGUAGAGUCAGGAAGUUUCCAGCGGCGGAGACGGGGCUUUCUCGCUCCGACACCGCGGAGGGCUGCGGCUCCAACAUGGGAAACGGGGUGUGCUCCCGCAGGCAGCGGAGGAUCUUCCAGGUCCUGCUGCUGGUCACCGUGGUCUGYGGGAUGAUGUACGGGGGGAUGGUGUCCUAUGAGACCCACAAACAGCUGAAGAGGACCGAGGCGAUGGCACUGAAGUAUCAGCAGCACCAGGAGUCCCUCUCGGCUCAGCUCCAAGUGGUGUAUGAGCAUCGCUCCCGGUUGGAGAAGUCUCUUCAGAAGGAGAGGUUAGAGCAUAAAAAGGCCAAAGAAGAUUAUUUGGUUUAUAAAAUGGAGUCCCAACAAUCGCUAAACAAGGAGAAGCAAGAUGCGAACAGCAGAUACAACUCUUUACAAGUGCAGCAUCAGAUGUUAAAGAAUCAGCACGACGACUUGAAGAGRCAGUACUACGACCUGCAGGAGCAGCACCAGGUGCAGGGCGAGGACCACGGCCGGCUGCUGGACGAGCACAGGGAGCGCUACAGUAAACUGCAGCAAGCCAAAGACACGGAAAUCUCCCAACUCAACGAGCAUGUCCAUAACCUGAGAGAGGAAAAUAAGAAGUUGAGGGAAGCUCACCAUGACAUUCACUCCAAGCUACAGGAUGCACAGAUCAAGCAUCAGGACCUGAAGGUAGCCCAUGACCAGCUCGCACUGACACUAGAGGACCACAAGAGUGCGCUGGCUGUCGCUCAGGCACAGGUGGAUCAGUACAAGAAGAUGGAGAAGACUCUAAACGAGGUACGACCUGAGCAAAACCGUGGUGACCAGCAGCUACCGAUAGUGACCGUACCGCUUGUGUCCCACGCCCACGAAUCCCAGCAGACUGCCCUCUCUGAACAGACUCACAAAGAGAAGYCUGUUGAGGAAGAUGAUCGAGCUCCCUGGGACACCAGGUCGAAGUUGGACCAUCAGGAGGAGGAGGCCCACAUCCAGUCUGACGUCAAGUCUCACCCCAUCCUGUCCCAGCCCGCCUUCUCUGAGAGAGAGGAGGAUGGCGAGGGGGAGGCAGAAAGGAAGAGGGAGCUAGCAGAGGAGGAGAUGGCUCAAGCAGGGCAGCCUCAGAGGCUGGAGGAGGACCUGGACCAGCCUCCGGAUGAGCAGCUGGAGGAGGAGGAGCAGCGGCUCGACGAGAACGCCUUGGACCUGCAGAGACGUCAACCACAGCUAGAAACGCACGAGGAGGCGCACCGGGAGGCCCAGCUGCAGCACCAGGAACCAGCCCAGGUGCGCCACGUGAAGUCGGCCUACGAGCAGCAGCAGGAGCAGCAGCACCUGGCGGCUCGGAGGGCCGAGGAGCGCCGGCAGAUCCAGGUGCGACAGGAAGCUCUGCAGGCCCAGAGAGACAAGGUCCAGAGGGAGAGGGAGCAGAGGCUGAAGGAGGAGCAACAGAGGGAGGAGCAGCAACACAAGGAGGCUGACAGAAGAGAGCAGCUGCUGAGGGAGGAGCACCAGAGAAAGAGGACAGAGUACGAGAACAUGGACAACGAUGGUCAAAGAGAAGAUGAUCAUCACGCUACCAAAGAGGAAGUGAGAGGCGUUCACAUGUUACACAACGAUGAAGAGGAGGAGAAGCACGAAGCAGAUCACCGGGUGCCACCACAUCAGGUUGUGGACGGCGAGGUGGAUCCUGAGGACGACCCCAACAACCAGGGAGAGGACGAGUUUGAGGAGGCAGAGGACGAGCGUCCGGCACACAGGGUCGCCGAAGAGGAGGAAGAAGGGCCCGAAGAGGAAGAGGAGCCGGCAGCGCCUGCCCAGCACGUCGACAGUCACCUGAGACCCGCACAGCCCGAUGUAGAGGAGGAGCUGGUGAUGGCUGGAAACCCAGAUCAACAGGAAGACACACUGGAUGACCAGUACCAGGAAGAGGAUGAGGCCCAGGAGGACAUAGGUGGUGGUCAGAAAAGAGAAGAGCAGGAUGGAGUAGAAGAAGAUCCAUACAAUGAAGAGAAUGCAGAACAGAACGAUGGGAAAACCCAGGAGGGACCACGAAAGGAGGGAAUCCACCGAAAUGGAGCAAAGGAAAACGAGGAGGAGAACUACGAGGAGGAGGAGGAGGAAGAGGACACAGCUGGUGGAGAUAAAAGGACCAAUCGGAGGGCAGAAAUGUAGGACGAGCAUUAAGUUUGGCUGCCAGUUCGGCUAAUCAGGUCUGUCCUUUCAAAAGGAAGAAAACCAGCAGAACACUACAAGAAAACCUGCCAACUUUGCCUGAAAGAUGGGAAUUAAAACACCACUCUGGAAACAAUCUUUAGGCCUUAAAUGGCUCCAAACUAUUUACUUUUUUUUUGUUUUUAUCUACAUUCCUGUCUACUGUCACAUUUGCCUAAAUAUUCAUCUGGUUCAGAGAUUGUGUUUUUGUUCUACAUGCCAUCUUGAAGUGUGUAUAAAAGGAGCAGAUAAGUUUUUUUAUUCUAAUUCUGUCCUCGUGUUCAGGCCUUGUUUGGCUUUAUGCAAAAAGGUUGUAUUUUAUAUUAAAUUCAAAUCAGUCAUGACAUUUUUUUUGAAAAAUUGUUAUUUAUUACUGAUUGAUACAACUCUGACAAUCAUAAAAGGUGACGCACCAUUUUUUUUUUCCGUUCCUGAUGGAUGCAGUUUGACACGGUGACUUYAACCAGCUUUUUGAGGCGGACUCGUUGGCGCGUUCUCACAGGAUAUUUCUGCAAAAUGCCAAUCAAAGAGACAUUUCUGCUGAAGCCUGUAAGUGCUGAGCGUCACGCUGACAUGUGCCUUUUUAUUCAUGGAGACUUCCUGUCUGUCCCAGGCGUUCGCUAUUCAGAGAGAGAAUUUGGAUACAGCAGAGGAGAGACGAGCCGAGGCCUGUUUCCAUUCAGCUGCUGGUGGGAAUGACAUCCACAAAUCAAAUACAGUUUACUGCAGCAACCUUUUAACCUACUGUAUAAUGUAAAGUAAAAAUAUUUGUAAAUUUGUACACCUGUUAUAUUUGAUACAAAAUGAGGGAUUCUUACUGUGUUUUAAAAAUGUUCAGUGUUUGGAAUAAAAAGAGUAAAGCUUUUAAA
Austrofundulus limnaeus is the source of this 3468-nucleotide messenger RNA. It is a transcript of the gene golim4a, whose product is annotated as golgi integral membrane protein 4a. NCBI's taxonomy places the organism in Eukaryota, Metazoa, Chordata, Actinopteri, Cyprinodontiformes, Rivulidae. Gene Ontology annotation, cellular component: Golgi apparatus; Golgi membrane. The record is from RefSeq and is a predicted model, not a curated record. The transcript is spliced from 16 exons. The coding region runs from base 458 to 2560 and encodes 700 amino acids.